Molecule: messenger RNA, 228 nt
Organism: Colletotrichum destructivum
Lineage: Eukaryota; Fungi; Ascomycota; Sordariomycetes; Glomerellales; Glomerellaceae
Exons: 2
Coding region: 1-228 (75 amino acids)
Source: RefSeq, a predicted model, not a curated record
AUGCAGAUUGCAUUCUGGACAUUGCUCUUAAAGGAUCCAAGUCCGCCUAGCUUCUGGCUGCUUGCGUAUAUAGUCUCGCUGUUCAAUCAUCGAGAGAUUCGUGACUAUUUGAAGACUACGUCUGCCAAGUUUACCGAAUGCGCAAGUUUCAUUACAACUCUACGAGAUCGAGGGCCAGACCUCAAGGCAUCUAUAACCGAGGACAGCAAUAAUACCUUUCAAAAGUGA